Molecule: messenger RNA, 592 nt
Organism: Mauremys mutica (yellowpond turtle)
Lineage: Eukaryota; Metazoa; Chordata; Testudines; Geoemydidae
Gene: STRIT1
Product: small transmembrane regulator of ion transport 1
Exons: 3
Coding region: 68-175 (35 amino acids)
Biological process (GO): regulation of slow-twitch skeletal muscle fiber contraction; regulation of ATPase-coupled calcium transmembrane transporter activity
Source: RefSeq, a predicted model, not a curated record
CAAAGCUCACAGUAACAACUGCAGAGGCAAACCUUAAAAGUUGUCAAUAAAUCUAGUGGCGGGAGGAAUGGCAGAACUAGGGGAUAUCCCAUACUCACGUCUUGUUGUACCCGCACUUCUUGUGGUUGGCUGGAUUGUGGGUUGUGUGUUAAUGGUUUACAUAGUCUUCUCUUGAUAAAGGAAAGAAGAUUUCACAAUGACCUUGAUUGGAAGAACCCAAAUGGAAAUGUCUAGUCCUUAAAAUAGGCACUGUACAAGUUGUGUUUUAAUACCACAAUGUAGGCAUGAUAUAUACUUUCUAUCUACAACAUAGAUAUGAGGUUGGUUCAGAUACUUCUGAAUUGAGUGGUAUUUGGAGUCCAGUGGUAGGUCAGGUAUUUGCCUACUCUCCAAACCAUCUUGAAAUUCAGCCUCCUUGGAAGUAAAAUGUCCAGAAUCCUUAUUUUUGGUGGUGACAAACAGUGCCAAAUGGAGUUGGUGACCUAGAUACAGAAGUAAACUAAGUGGGAUGCAAGAUACCUCUAACCAGUACAUGGAUCAUCUUUAAUGUCUUGCGGUAGAAAGGAAAUACUAAAUUAAAAAAUAAAUUGUG